AUGAAUGUGUACAUGUGUCACAAACUGACAGAACAGUUGAGUGAGACCACACGAGCAAAGUGUGAAGGCUGUUAUUCAAGCAGAAGAAGCAAAUAUCGUGAAAUGCAGCUUAAGUACAGGGAAAAGAGACUGGAGCAAGAGCAUGGUUUGCUGUCACGUCAGAUUGCUCUGUUCCAGCAUCAACUGGAGCAGAGAACAGAGGAAAGUGUCAACCAGCGUAGGGAGCAGUCCAACAUUAUUCUUGGCCUUCAGACUGAUCUUAACCAUAAAAUAGAAGAGUUGCAUAUGGAGAAAGAAGAGAAAGAACAGCUACAAAAGCAAUUGGAGGACAGAUCUCAAAGAAUUAAGGAGCUACUUGAAGCACUGAAUUCAUCCCGAGAAUCAGAAGUGAAACUAGAGGAAACAUUCCGCCAAGAAUUAGCUUCACAAAAAAAACUCACUGAAAUAUAUCAGGGAUCAGCACAGAAGGAGAAAGAACGUGCUGCUGAGCUGGAGAAUGCUGUCGAGGAGCUUCGUAAGCUAUUACAAGAAGCCAGUGAUCACUAUGGGGCCCUUGAGCAGGCUAAAGCCAAGGCUGAUGAAGAAAAUGAAGAAUCUCUGAGGCAGUCAAACUUAUUAGUGAAAGACUUAAAGAAUGAAUUAGACAAAGUUAAUAUGUUGUUGGAAUCCAGUUCCAAGAAAGAUCAUUGCAGUUACAAGGAGCUGUCACCAGCAGCAAGUGCAGCUAGUGAGUUAGUAAGCCGUGGCUUGAGUCUUACACAGUUGUAUUCAGAAUAUCUCUCUGUUUCUGAGACUUUGGCCACAGAAGAAGAAAACAAGCGGCUCAAGCGCUAUGUUGACCAGAUCUUGCAGGAAAUUGAGGAACGGGUUCCAGUGUUAAAGAAGCAACGUGAAGACCAUCAUAAGUCACUAGAAACAAUCACCACCCUUCAUGCUCAGCUAGAUGAUGCACUUGCAGAAUUGGAGAAACAAAGGUUAGAAGCAGAUGAAGCACGCAGACGCACAAAUUGUUUAGAACGAGAAAACAAGCGACUUGAUGGCCAGAUGAAGGAUCUCAGCAAGCAAGUGACCAUUCUGGUUUCCCAAGUUGAGGCAGCAAGAGUAGGUCUUCCUGCACCUUCCAUUACAAAGGAAAGUUCCAGAAGUCCAACAGUUGCUGGUGAUGUUAUUUCUCAACGCUUAGUGGCCUUUAGGGAUAUUGCUGAAUUGCAGGAGCAGAAUAAUAGUUUACGGGCAUCCCUGAGAGAAUUAUCAGAACAGAUGGAAGCGUCUGAACAUUCUGCUGUAGAUGAAAAAACAAAAGAGCUGAGGGAUGAACUUGAUGCAGCCAAGGCACAGUUAAAGGAAAUUUCAGCUUUAAGAGAACGACAAGAAAAAAUGAUGGAAAACCUUGUGCAUCAGCGUGACAUGUAUCGAACUCUUCUGUCACAGCAGUCGCCAAACGUUGCAGGUAUGCCAGAACUACAUCACACCCACAUUAGAAAGAAACUGACAAAUAAUUACAUGAUUAUGAGAAAAGAAGGGAAAACAUUUGCAAGAAAUGAUAUGGAGAUAUGCUUUGAGCUUAACAAAAGAUUUAACAGUAUAUGUUCCAGAGAUGGAUUAAGGAAUAAACCAAAUAGAAUUAACAUGCACACUGUCUUUAACAGUAUUUUAAUUCUUAUUGGCAGGAAUGAAAAUAUUAAGUUAGUGUCACAGGCAGAGUACAAUGAUGAGAGGAUGAAGACACUGCAGAAUAAUACUGAGGUACUACGGCGGCAGAUUGCGUCUUUGGAAAAAAAUAAUUCCACUCUGCAAGGUAUCAUAGGACGCCAUGAGGGCACAAUAGAAACACUUCGUAAUGAAUACUUGAUUCUGCAAAAGAAACUUUCACGAGCAGAAAUUUCUUUAGAUAAUCUUCGAGAGGAAAGAACUUUGCUGAAGGAAACAGAAGCAAGACUUUUGGCAGAGCGUGAGUCCCUUAGCCGAGGACAAACAUCCCAGGCGAUGGUGCUUGCUAAUCUGGAAAGUAUUAAGAUCAACUUAGAGCGCAGGGACUCUGAUGAGCAAAUGAGGUAUGAAAAUAGAGUUGCAGAGCUGACUGAGCAAGUUAGCCGCCUAAGAGCCAAGCUGGCAUCAAAUUCUGACCUUAAAGCAGCACAAGAGAAAGUGAGUGAAUUAGAGGGACGAAUUCGCACCAUGCAGGGUGAACAUUCAGCCACCACUAAGCAGUUGUUGGAUGUUAAGGCAGAGUUAGCAUCCACCAAAACUCGGAUGAAUGAACUUCAAGAGAGGGCAAGAGCUAUGCCAUCUCCAGGAGCCAGAGCUAGAGGUAACAGCCCUAUGAGGUCUCCAAUGCCAUUCCGCAUGACAGGCCCAUCGCCGCAUGUCCGUGACUUAGAGAUUCAGCUGGCUGAGGAAAAGAGCAAGCACGCAGUGCUUCAGGCUGCUCAUGAACAAUCAAAGCGCUUUGAAAAGGAAUUGCUUGAGUUAAACAAACAGCAUGAAAAGCAGCUAGAAGAGUCGAAUGAAGCCUGCAAGACAGCUAAUGAAGAAUACACAAAAUUGCAGAAGGAACUUCAAGCAACAGAAGCACAGCUUGAGAAAUUAGAAAACCAGUUAAAGGAUGCAAUAGAAGAGGGGGAAACUGCUGCACUUCUCCUGAAAUCCAAAUUGGCGAAGACCGAAGAGGAGUUGCAGGUUUGUCAGAAAGAACUAAGUGAUGUAAAGGAAGCUCUUCAGAAAGCAAAAGAAGAAGAAGAAUGUGCCAAAAAGGAGGCUCAGGAGCAGUCCAAACUGGCAGCUGAAGUACAAGACAAGUAUGAGCGGGAAGUUAUGCUACAUGGAGCUGAUCUCAAAGCUUUAGCAACAUUAAAAGAAAGACAAGCAGAGUACAACACUGAACUCCAAGAGGCUACCUCGGCUAAGAUCAAGGCAGAAGAAGCUGUUCGAGAUACCAAAUUAGGCUUUGAGGAAAGAGAGAGUGUCUUGCGUAAAGAAAAUAAGGAUCUUAUUGUGAGGUGCCAAGAAUUAGAGGAGCAGAAUAAGUCAAUCCUUGACCAGUUUACUCAGCUUUCUGACAAAAUGGCAGCAAUUCAAACCAAGCUUACUUCAACUGUGGGUGAGAGUGGCAAAGCACCCUUCACUGAGGAUGAAGCUCGAUCAUCUGAUCAGCUUCGUGAAGUUAUCAAAUAUCUACGCCGGGAACGAGAUGUUGCUGCUGGGAAGUGCGAUGUAGCACAAGCUGAGAACCAAAGAUUGGAGGCUCAGAGAAUAGUCCUUAAGACUCAGGUGGAACAAUUGACUAAGAACCUCUCUGAAGAAAGGGAAAAAAAUCAGGUUUCUGCAGAUACUGCAGGGCGUUAUGCAGAGAUACUUCGCAAGGUUCACACUAUGGAUGCUCUUGCAGACAGCAACCGUCUCAUGCGUGAGGAAAAGGAAAGCAUACAGAGCGCCUGUUCUGAAUAUAAAGCCAAAUUUGAAUCACUCGAAAAAGAGAUUAAGCCUCUACAAGAAAAACAAAGGUUUAAUGCCAACAAGAUUGAGGCACUGUUGCUGGAUAAGAAAACUCUAGAGAAUGAAAAGGAGAUGUUCAAGAAGCGGACACAGGAGCUUGUGGAAAAACUAAAUCGUGCCAAACCUGAAGAUUUUGUUAAGCUUCAGCAAGAGGUAACAGAACAGCACAAGUCACUACAAAGCAAGGAAGCCGAAAUUAAUAGACUGAAAAAUCAGCUAUCCCAGUUGUCCAAGAAUCAACAAAUGAUUGUAAAUCAAAAGAACCAGUUCCAGCAGCAGUUGAAUAUUGUUCGAGAGGAGCUUCGUAAAGCUAUUGAAGAAACCAAGAAGAACUUGUUAGAGAGGAAUCGUGUACAGCAACAAUGUGUGGAGGAAAAUAAAAAGAAUUUAUCAGAAAAAGCCCGCCUCCAGCAACAACUUGGGCAGACCCAGGAACGGCUAAGGGCACUGGAAUCAUCGUCACAGCAGGCUCAGGCAACUCACCAGCAGGAGAUGGGCAAUAUGCUUGAGCUGAAGCAGCGUGAAGAAGCUCAAAGACAUCAGCUAGAAAUAACAAAACAGGAAGCAGAAAAUCUUGCAGAAAAAUUAAAGGAGUUGGAGGGAAAACUUGCUGAGGCUGUUAAAAAGGCAGAUAACUUUGAAAAGCAGUCAUUACAGCUCCGCAAGAUUGCAACUAAAUACAAGAAAGCUGCUGAAGGUGGCGCUGCUGCUGCAAGUGGCACUGGAGGUGAGGGCACUGAUGGUGAAGCCACCACUGGCACUACUGUUGCAGCAAGCUCAGAGAAAAUUAAGGAAUUAGAGGAAACACUUUCUACACUCCGUCAAAAACAAGAGAGUGUCCAAGAGGAAUGUGUCAAACUGCAGCAGGAGAUUACCUCUUUAAAGCAGUCACUGUCAAAUAAGGAGAUGGAAAAUAGCAUGUUUAAGUCACAGAGCCAGCAGAAGGAUGGAGAACUAAGUAAGCUUCGUCUUGAACUUGAAGGGAAGACACGGGAACUGCAGAUUUCGCAGAACUUAUCUACACAACUGAAACAGAAUGUGUCAAAACAGAUCGCAGAUAUCACCAAAAGAUUAGAGGAAAGCCAAACCAAGAAGCAAUUGUAUGAGAAGGAUAUUAAUCAGCUGGAGAAGGAGCGUGACCAGUUAUCCCGUGAAGUGGAGUCUCUCAAUAAGAAGCUACAAAUGCAGCAAAGACAACUGGAAAACCUCCAGAAGCAGGCAGCUGGGGUUUCCAAGCCAUCCACUAGUGGUGUGUCUUCUGAGAAGAGUGGGUUUGAACCUCCGCCCACUGCAAAUAUUAGACCUAUGAAUGCUCCAGUAGCUCCCUCAGCCUCACCUCGAUCACAGACUACGCAAGUGGUUCCUCCAUCCCGGGCUAUUCCAACUGCAAGUAUUCGUCCAAUGGCUCCACCAUCUGGAGGUUCUGCCCCUACUCAGGGUUCUACUGUAAUGGUUGUGUCUCCAUUGGAAACUCACAGUGAUGGCAUGGUGUCCUCCACUGUAACUCUACCACAGGCCACAGUGACACCCACACCAGCCAUAUCUGCUCCCACACUUCUUACUACUGCCACUACAACACCAUCAGCUACAACCACAAUGACUACCACUCUUACUGCAACUGUUUCUCCUACACCAGCUUCUGCUUCUCUUACCACUCCAGUGGCACCAGCUCUUGCUAUUUCAUCAAUUACUGCUUCACAGUCAUCUUCGCAGUCUUCUGCCUCACAGUCUACUCUAGCAAGUCAGUCAUCUAUUGCUUCCCAGUCCUCUACAGGAGUAGUAGUUGAAUCUACCCCUGCUACUCAGUCUACUGCAGCUGCACCAUCUGUUCCAACCACAAAAGCCUCUGGCUUGCAAACUGCCCCUGCUACUUCCUCCACUGUAGCAUCUCAGUCCACUUUGGCCAGUCAGUCAACAUCAGUGCCACAAACCUCAAUAGCUAGUACAUCUGUUGUUGCUCCAAUUGUUUCUGUAACUGCUGGUGUAACUGGAGCCACUGCAGUAGCUUCAUCUAAGGCACCGAUCAUUUCAACACCGCUUAUAAGACAACAGGAGUCACAGGAAGUGUCCGCUGAUGCUUUGGUAUCUCAAGCCAUUGCUCUUGUAAGCCCACUUAGCUCUCAAGAAAUAGCUGGACCUUCAGGUAUAAGCUCACAGAAAAGAAAGCUAGAGUCUGCAGAAGCAGUCACUAAUACUAAAGAUGCAAAACGAUGUUGUUUGGACGAAGAUCCUCUUCUGUCUGCUGAAGAAGCUGGACCAUCGUCAUCUCAUGCAGAGCAAGAAAAUGACGAUGCCAGUCAAACUCCUGAUAAUGAAGAUGAUGUUGUUAUUUUAGAGUCAGAUGAUGAACAUGAGUAUGCCGACCAGGGUGAAGAUGAUGAUGAUGAGGAGGAGGAGGAGGAGGAGGAAGAAGAGGAGGAGGAAGAUGAAGAUGAAGAAGAUGAACAGAUGGAUGAGGAGGAUCAAGAUCAAAGCAUUCAUGCUAUUGAUACUGAUGAUGAGGAUGAGGAUGCAAUGGAGCAUGAUGAAACCAGAGAAUGCAGUCAGGGUCUUGACACAGAGGCAGGUCAAAAUACAAGAGAAGCUGAAGAAGAUUUAGGUAAUGCUGAAGCUGAGGCUGAAGCUGCUUCUCAAGUGUCUGCUGAGGCUGAAGAUUCUCAUGGUGAAUCACAAGAAGCGCCAAGUGAAAGUGAGCGACCUCAACCAUCUGCAGGACCAAGUCAACCAUCUUCCUCUAGUCGGGGCGUUGAUGGUCCCGCACAAACAAGUCCACGGACGCCCCUGGCACUUCCACGAUCUGUAAACCGACAGGAACGGCCGAGUUCAGUUGGCCGUCAAACCUUGGCUCCCUUCAAUCAGCUACCCCAGUAUGAAGAAGGAGGGGAUGACAGUAUAGUGCCGUCAACACCUACUCUGUUUGUUCCCAGGCGUGGAGAUGGCUUCUCAGAAGCUGUUAGUUCCCCACAGGUUCCCUCUGGUGGAUUUGUGUUUGGAUCCAAUGCUGAAUUAUCAAACCCACCACAGACAAGUGGUUUGGCCCAAAUGGCUGAGGGUGGCCUUAUUGACGAUACUCGAAUAGACCUUGGACAGUUGGAUGAAGGCAAUAGAUCACAGCCAAGCACACCUCUACACAGAUCCCCAACAGCUGACUUGGGCGCAGAAGGUGGUGUGAGCACCAGUGAAGGAGAGACUAUGCACCGUGAAACACCAACAAUCAUGGUAACGGGAGCAGAGCAGUCCAAUGAAGAGAAUUCUAAAGACUCUGAGGAGAACUUUACUGAGGCUGAUUCCAUGGCUGCAGAGGUGGGAGAAGAAGUGGAAGAUGAAGAGGAAGAUGAUGCUGGAGGAGAAGCAGAUGAUGAUGUGAUUGAUUUGGAUGAAGAGGAUGAAGGAGAAGAGGCAGAAGCUGACAGACAGGCAAGUGAAGCUGAGGAACGAGUUGGGAGUGAUAGUAGUAGUCAACCAGCUCAAGAUGUUUCCAGUGUUCCUUCCUCUACACCAAGCUCUUUACCAUCUUCUUCACAACAGCGCAGAAUUACCCCCAUUACUUGGGAUGAUUCACCUCAAAGAAAUCGGCGGGGUCGUGGCUUCCAUAUGCAUCGUGGAGGAAGGGGAUUUCUAAGAUCCCCAGCCCAAGGUGGCAGAGGAUUUAGUAUCAAUCCUAUGAUGCAUGCACCAUCUCUUAUGCGUGGUGGACCCCAACGUGCCAGAAGAUCCCGCCCUGGAACUUUUCCACGAGGUUCUCCCAUGUAAUGUUUGAGUAAAUUUUUUCAUCACGAAGUUACAGGUUGAUUGUAUAUAGUGCUUAAGAUUGAUUUCUCAUAAUUAAUUUAAGAGAGCAGACAUGUUAUAUUGCAAUGAAUGUAUUGCUUGCAGUUAGACUUCGAAAUAGUUUCAAAGGUUUUGUAAUCUGGAGGUAGCCUGAAAAAACAUUUCAUUAAAUAUUUUCAAAAUGCAGACAGUUUGCAGUUGCACAUGUCAUUACUGAACUUUUCAUUAAUUUUUUUUUUCAAUUUUAGUAAAUGUUAAUGUAACCAGGCACAUUUUAAGAUCUUUCUUUCAACAAAUGGGCCAUAUCCCACCAAGGCAAGGUAGUCCAAAAAGAAAAACAGAAGUUUCUCUUUUUAAAUUUAGUAAUGUAUACAGGAGAAUGGUUUACAUUUUAAGAUACAUAUCUUAUUUUCAUAUUAUUGAGAAAUUCUGAGAGCUUUAUUUAUAAAGCUCAGAACACUACAUUGUAUUUAUGUUGAGUUGAAUUUUUAAUUUUGGUAUGUUCCUUUAACCAUUUUAAAUAUGUAUAUUAGGUUCAUGUCUUAGGAAUUGUAAUUUUUAUUUCUGGGUGCUCAAUUAUGUAAGCUUGAGAAUACAAGUCUUCUUUGCUUUGUGAUAAUUACAUUCCUCUUCCAUGGCACAUAUGUUGAAUUUGCUUAAAGUGGAUCUAAUGUAAAACAUAGCAAUUUGUUCUGAGACUGCAGAUUCCACAUUUCUGGACUAAUGUUUACAAAAAAAAAAAAAAAAAAAGGCCUUUCCACACAUGCACCAAUUAGUCAUAAAAAAGACAUGAAAUUUGUUGAAAAAAAAAUCACAAUUCAUUCAUAAUUUCUAUAUAAUACAAAAUUGGAGGGAGGGGAAAAAUCCAAUUUACUUAAAACAAAAAAUUAUGAGCAUAUCAUAUAGGCACUAAACAGAUAUAUACUAAAAAUAAAUUGUAAUUGGUAAAAAACAAAUGGGAAAAAAUUCUGUCAUAAUCUCCCUCUGCCACCAAAUGAACAUUCUAUCCUUGUCUGGAUUGAAGUACACAUUAUGAACCUUUAAUUAUAUAUCCUCUUUCAGGUUUAGUGCUUAAUUUUAUUAUAUGAUUAUUAUUAUUAUUAUUAUUUAAAUAUAAAUUACUGCAUCAGUAUUUUCCCCUCCCCCUACCCCUAGUCCCAACUUUGUAUCAGUGCACCUGGUCAGGUAUUCAUUUUCAUUUGUCUUGACACAAAACACUUAAAUUUGAAAACCAGCCAUAGAAUUUCAGUCAAAAUAUGCUCAAUGGAUUUUCCACACCUAAACCUGUUUUCUUUCUGGUCAUUUUUUCUUAAGAAUCCCAAUGUAAACCAGUUAGAGAGUAAUUUAAAAAUAUAGUGUUAAACUCAAGUGGUGGCUGGGUCUUGGGAUUCAUAAAAGUGAAAUUAUACCGCACAGCAAAUUACUGGCAGAAAAAGGGUUGCUGUAUAUGAGAGAAUUUGCAUAAAGCAAAACUGCAUAAAGCAAGGGAAACCUGUAUUAAAGAAUAAAUUCUCAGUAUUUUGUAGUUUUUAUAGCAUUUUCUUUUUACCAACAUUACAGAAUAAUGAAAAUUUGAAAUGUUCUGGCACUAAUUUUUUUACAUUAAAACCCACUAGGAAUAGUUAAUUUAAAAAUGGUGGGAAAGAAUAUUAUACCACGGAAAAUCAAAUAAAAUUCUUGGACGUAUUGGUUAACACACAAAUCACUAACUAUAUCUUUACAUCACUGGCAUGUUGAUUACUGGAGAACUUUUUUGGGGGAAUGGGGGAAGAUGACUACUAUUAAAAAAAAACAGCUACCUUGAAAUAUACUACCUAAGUUUGCUCCAUUACUUCUCUCAGCCUCGAACACUUUUACGGGAUAUUAAUUGCCUUCUGAUCAACGUAGCAUAUUUUAUCAGAUGGAAACACUUUGGUGAGAGACCUAUUUAAUAUAAAAUUUUAUUUAAUUUAUUUUCCCACUAGCUAAAAUUACUUUUAUUCCUAGGUAAAUUGACUACUAACAUUUUUCUGUGGUUCAUAAUUUAUGUACUUAAUUAAAAGAUUAUAGGCAACAUACUGAAUUCUAUCUCAUAUGUGGCAAUUGUGCAGACAACUUUAAAGGAGCAUGAUGCAGUUGAAACUUGAGAAUCUAUCUAUUUUUUUUUUUUUUUAAUGCACCAGCCAUCUCCCAAGGCAGGGUGACCUAAACAGAAAAAUGAAAAAUUUUCUUUUAACAUGUAGUAAUUUAUAUAGGAGAAGGAGUUACUAGCCUCUUGUUCCCAUCAUUGUUUUUUAUGCUACAUAAUAUGUAUCUCAUUUCCGAUCAAAGUAAUUAGGCAUUUGUUCUAGGAUUGCAAAUGAUGUUGAAAAUAAAAUGUAAUGAAUUUAAA
This is a messenger RNA of Cherax quadricarinatus, 9637 nucleotides long. NCBI's taxonomy places the organism in Eukaryota, Metazoa, Arthropoda, Malacostraca, Decapoda, Parastacidae. The record is from RefSeq and is a predicted model, not a curated record.